This is a messenger RNA of Prionailurus viverrinus (fishing cat), 1298 nucleotides long. RefSeq names its product WW domain binding protein 1 (gene WBP1). The coding region runs from base 284 to 1087 and encodes 267 amino acids. The transcript has 4 exons. Gene Ontology annotation, molecular function: WW domain binding. The record is from RefSeq and is a predicted model, not a curated record. NCBI's taxonomy places the organism in Eukaryota, Metazoa, Chordata, Mammalia, Carnivora, Felidae.
UCUUGUUGUCUGGGAGAGUGGCAGAGGCACUGCUGUAGAUUGGUCACUGGGAGAAACCUCUGGUCCGUUGCUAUUGGCCCGCCCGCCGGCGGGCGUUGCUGAUUGGUAGGACCGAGCAAUCUGGGUCCUAGUUGGCAGCGCUCUCCCCGGAUGGAAGCUCCGGCCGCGGAGUGAUGGUGGCGGCAGAGAAGAUGGGCCGGGCAGGGACCAUGGCAGAGGUGGCAGGGGCGGGGCGCCUGGCAAUAGAGGAGGCUGUGGUCUACAGGGGGCUGUAGGUGGAGGCAUGGCUCAGGCCAGCAGCGGGAACGGCAGCGAGGAAGCCUGGGGGGCACUUCGGGUGCCGCAACAGCAGCUUCGAGAGCUGUGCCCAGGAGUGAACAACCAGCCCUACCUCUGUGAGAGUGGUCACUGCUGCGGGGAGACAGGCUGCUGCACCUACUACUAUGAGCUCUGGUGGUUCUGGCUGCUCUGGACUGUCCUCAUCCUCUUUAGCUGCUGUUGCGCCUUCCGUCAUCGACGAGCUAAACUCCGGCUGCAGCAACAGCAGCGGCAGCGUGAGAUCAACUUGUUGGCCUACCAUGGGGCAUGCCAUGGGGCUGGCCCUGUCCCUUCCGGUUCACUGCUUGACCUUCGCCUUCUCAGCGCCUUCAAACCCCCUGCCUACGAGGAUGUGGUUCACCGCCCUGGCACACCACCGCCUCCUUACACUGCAGCCUCAGGCUGCCCCUUGACUGCUUCCAGUGAACGUACCUGCUGCUCCUCUGCUUCUAGCUGCCCUACCCACUGCGAGGGAACAAAUGUGGAAGGUGUUUCCUCCCACCAGAGUGCCCCCCCUCAUCAAGAGGAUGAGCCUGGGGCAGGGGUGAGCCCCGCCCCCACGCCCCCAUCCUGCCGUUAUCGCCGCCUGACUGGUGACUCAGGUAUUGAGCUCUGCCCUUGUCCUGACUCCAGUGAGGGCGAGCCAAUCAAGGAAGCUAGGGCUAGUGCCACUCCACCAGAUUUGGAGGACCCUUGUGUGCUGCCCCUUGAUCCUGUGCCCCAGGUCUCUCCUGUGGGGCUAGCUUCCAGUGAAGGGGACAUCCCAUAAUCAGUUUGGGGAGGGUGGGUGGAUUACUUGCCCACCAGAAACAGCCCUGGCCCCAACUCCUCUGAGUUCUCCUUGGCCUUUCCCUGCCUCCUCGAAUCUGCCUGAAAGGGGUGGAAUCCUGAGGAGAGUGGCUGUGUUUGGGGGACUGUGCUAGCUCUACCCCCUAAAACAUACACAGAAGCCUUUGAUCUCAUUAAAGAGAUGUGAACCA